UCUCCUCCCAUCACUGGCAAGGGGUUUCCACCGCGCAUGUUUGUGCGUGUGUGAUGUAGUCUAUACAUUGAUUUAAUCGUAAGCGUAUUUACAUAUUUGAGUUAUUAAGGGUUAGCGUUCUGUGGAUUACGCGGUACCAUUUUUGCAAGCUACGUUUAUCGAAAGCGAUCUAGAUUUCAGAACCGGGCGCUGUCCGAAACUGAUUAUACCACAUCGCGUUGAAUUGAUGAUGCUCAGUUCGUGGUGCUGAAAUCCUUUGCGCUUUCGCUCUCUUUCCUUUCCUCUCUGUCCCUCCCUCCCUCCAUCUCUCCUCUAUCCCUCCCUUGGUUCUAUCUCAUACGCACAAACCCCUCUGUCAUGGCGUCUUCCAACAAUGUUACCCCCACCAACUGUAGCUGGUGGCCCAUCUCAGCCUUGGAUGAAGACGGUGAAAUGACAGACGGAGAGAAAAGCGAAGAGCCAGCUAUCGAGUCGAAACCUAAUUUCUCUAAAGACAAGCUUGUUUUGUAUCACUGGACGCAGUCUUUCACCUCUCAAAAGGUGCGUCUUGUGAUCAAUGAGAAGGGUCUGCUGUGUGAAGAGAGGGAUGUGAGUCUCCCUAUAGCCGAGCACAAUGAGCCCUGGUUUAUGAGGCUCAAUCUGGGGGAGGAGGUGCCUGUUUUCAUCCACGGAGAUACCAUCGUCUCAGACUACAACCAAAUCAUAGAGUACCUAGAGGCUAACUUUGGGGGAGAAACGGUGGCCCAGCUGAUUCCCGAUGCUGGCUCUCCUGUCCACGAGUGUGUGCAGCAGUACCGUAAGCUGCUGGACGGCCUGCCCAUGGAUGCUUACACCCACGGCUGUAUCCUGCACCCAGAGCUCACCACAGACUCCAUGAUCCCAAAGUACGCCACCGCUGAAAUACGUAGACACUUAGCCAAUGCUGCGUCUGAGCUGAUGAAGCUGGACCACGAGGAACCCACGCUGACAGAGCCAUACCUCUCCAAGCAGAAGAAACUCAUGGCAAAAAUAUUGGACCACGAUAAUGUGACCUACCUAAAGAAGAUCCUUGGAGAGUUGGCCAUGGUACUAGAUCAGGUAGAGGCCGAGUUGGAAAAGAGGACAAUCGAGUAUGAAGGUCAAAAGUGUGAGUUGUGGCUAUGUGGACCUGAAUUUACAUUAGCUGAUGUCUGCCUGGGAGCCUUGUUGCACAGGCUUAAGUUCUUGGGACUCUCAAAGAAAUACUGGGAGGACGGCAGCCGACCCAACCUCCAGUCCUUUUUCGAGCGGGUGCAAAAACGCUACGCUUUCCGAAAAGUUCUGGGCGACAUCCACACAACCCUUCUGUCAGCAGUUCUACCCAAUGCAUUCCGAAUGGUAAAAAAGAAGCCGCCAUCUUUCUUCGGGGCCUCUUUCCUCAUGGGCUCUCUGGGAGGGAUGGGGUACUUUGCCUAUUGGUUUCUAAAAAAGAAAUAUGUGUAGUGAACACCCACCUCCAUGUGUUAAAUGUCUGUGUAUUUGUGUGAUGUUUCAAUUUUUCUGUCAUGUUUUACAACAGGAGGAAAAUAUGAAUCUAUAUAGGGAACACUAUUACUUACCUAGGUGAACAAAGAUUAUAAGAACAUUCCAAACACAAAGGAAUUGUUAACAGCACAUUUUUCUGGUAUUCCAAUGCCUUCAUCUAUUUCAUUUCUCUAUCAACCUACAGUAUUACUUUCUAUUAGCUCAGUUUGGAGGCAUGCAUUAUCCAGUUAUUUUAAUCAAGGGAACAAACUUAUUUCUAUGUUUUUAAUGAUCAUAUUCCCUACACAUGAGAGAGACAGACAAUGUUUUGACAUUGCAUCUACAUAUCCAAAGUGGGGCUCAUUCACACCCUGCAUGUCACUAUAGUUUUACUAAGUCGUUUUUCAUCACAGUUUUGGCGUUCACCUAUUGCCCUUCAUGCCUUUGUUGGCCAUUGGUUUAUUUUAUUAAAUCCUUCUGAUACUUCCUGUGCUGCCAGAAACUGCCAGAUGAGAAGAUAGUAUAGUGAGACGUCCAGUCGGUCCCAAAUCGCUCCCGUUCCUUUUCCCCCUUGACCAUAAUUCUUGUUUGCAGAUUUGUAAGUUCCACCACUGUUUAGACCAAUCCAGACCCUUCAGAUAUGCAAACAUCGAAGGAUCUGGCCAAAGGAAAGGGGUAAGGAGUGAAUUGGGACUGUAAACAGACACUCUCAGCCAUAUGCAGACACUCCCUUUAAAGCACUAUGAGAUCAUAUGCACUCCAUCAAUUAAUUCAGUAAUAAAAUGUGAUUGUCAUUUCUCACACCACAGUCUUGAGCUGAUCAUGAAGUGGUCUCUGACUUUAAAGUCAGAGAGGAUGGGUCUGAUAGAGAAAUACUAUAAGGGUCAAUUCAGCCGUCCGCAAUAUUGAGCAAGGAAUCACUCAGUGGCUUUUGACAGUGUCCAUAUAGAGUGACUAUGAAAUUA
Messenger RNA from Salmo salar (Atlantic salmon), 2447 nucleotides. It is a transcript of the gene gdap1l1, whose product is annotated as ganglioside induced differentiation associated protein 1-like 1. NCBI's taxonomy places the organism in Eukaryota, Metazoa, Chordata, Actinopteri, Salmoniformes, Salmonidae. The record is from RefSeq and is a predicted model, not a curated record.